AUGCCCGAGCCCGAGACCCGCCGCCGCAGAAGACCGGCUGUUUCGUGUACCCUGUGCAGGAAACGGAAGAUCCGCUGCAACAGGGAAUUCCCUUGUAGUAACUGCAUGCGGUCCAAGAGCGGGACUUGCAACUACGAGAGCUACCCUCCAUUGGGUCACCACAGGCCAGCUACUGAAGAGACCUCCAGCGCGCAGGACGUGCAACAACAAGAGGAAGAAGGAGAAGGAGAGAUAGAACCCCCAUCUCUAUUGAGUGGCCACUUUCUGCUAUCAUCACAGGAAGAUACUGCCAGCCCGGCCAACCUAUUAGCUGCCUCAAAGAAGGCCACGGCCUCAUUGGCAGGGGAGUCCUCAGCGGGUGCAUCAACCUUGGUUGGCCAUCCCUCGCCUCAGGACCUUCAAAACAAGAUCAAGCAACUAGAAGAGCAGCUGGCGGCAUUGAAGCCACCGGGACCCCGGACGCCUGUCAGGGAGCCACAACUCCUUCUGAAUUCAGCUGUCGGAGGUAUCCUCCACACGCUUUCAGGAGAUGUAGUUGUGCGCGCUAGCCAGCUGUUUGGCCAGGUCAAGACAACAACCUAUGGCAUAGUGCACAAGCGGCGUCUCUUUGGCCAGACGCACUGGAUGAGCAGUAUCAUUCUGCUCCGGGAGAUCAUCGAGAUGCUCGAGCCUCAUCUCUAUACGGGAGAGCUCAAGGCAGCGGACAUGGUACAGAAGUGUAAAGUUCUGGCAAGGAUCAUCAAGAAGGACCGGACGCCGUUAUGGCCGGCUAUCCCGACGACGGACCUACCUCCCAAAGAGGUAGCAGAUGAGCUAGUUGACAACUACAUGCGGACCAUCGAGAUACAGUACAGGAUCCUCCACAUCCCCACAUUCCGGAAGAUGUACGAAGCUGUGUGGGUGUCGGGUGCGGAACGCGACAAGGACUUCAUGGUGCAGCUCAACCUCGUGCUGGCUAUCGGCGCCACCACCUAUGAUGACAACUUCUCGAUGAGGACCUCUGCUAUUCGCUGGGUCUACGAGGCGCAGACAUGGCGAUCUGCUCCGCACAUGAAACAUCGACUCAAGCUACAGACGCUCCAGACCGAGAUUCUGCAGAUACUCGCCCAGGAGAUGGUUGGGGUGGAUGGAGCGUUGACGUGGAUCGGUAUAGGAUCCUUGCUCAGGACGGCCCUCUACAUGGGUCUGCAUCGAGAUCCGGCGCGGCUGUUGAAGCGUGGCGUUCUCAACGCCGAGAUGCGUCGCAGGAUCUUCAAUACCAUACUGGAACUGGUUCUCGGAACCAGCAUGACCUCGGGCGGGCCUCCUUUGAUCUCUGUGGAGGACUUCGAUACUGAUCCUCCUGGAAAUUAUGACGACGAACAGCUCCUUGAAGAUGACCCCACCCCCAAACCCAGCGAUGUGCUGACAGACACAUCUGCUGCCAUCGCACUGCGGAAGUCCUUCCCUCUUCGUCUCGGGAUCCUCAAAUACCUGAACAACACAGGGUCCCAGAAUAGUUACGAAGAGUCUCUAAAACUCGAUGCCGAGCUGAGGGAGGCGUACAAAACACUUCGAAAGGCAGUUCAGCCACCGGCCAGUUCGGAGAACGGCCUCUGCACAGUCCGGGUACUGGACCUCCUCAUGAACCGGUACCUUAUGGCGCUGCACUUUCCCUACUACAACCUCGCACUGCAGAGCAGCACGUUCGCAUAUACGAGAACGGCGCUCAUCGACGCAUCGGUCAAGGCGUGGCGCGCCGUCUUUCCCGACAGCUCGAGAGCCAGCUUUGGCGGGCCAGAAACGGCGGCAGCAGCCCGGGAGGCAAACAAGGGGCGGUCCUUCGACCUCCUCAGGCGCCUGACCGUCUGCGCCUCGGGCUUCUUCCGCACCAUCUUCCACCAGUGCGCCAUCGCCGUGGCGGCCGAGCUCGCGGCGCAGGUCCGGGAGGGCGAGAGCCUGGGCCCCGUGACGCUGCGCCCGGACCUGCUGGACAUGCUCGCCUGCGCGCGCGACUUCUUCUUCCGCGGCGUCGAGGCCGGCGACACGAGCGUCAAGGGGUACAUGGUCAUGUGCAUCGCGUCCGAGCCCGUGCGGUGCUACCUCGACGGGCGCGGGAGGGAGGAGCUGCCGCAGCGCAUACUGUGCGCCGCCGAGGAGUCGAUCGCGCGGUGCCUGCCGCUGCUGGAGGAGAGGGCCGCGGCGAUCAAGGCGCGGCCGGCAGGCGGCAGCGCGGGACUCGGGCCUGACGGCAUCGCCGAUCCGUUGGCUAUGGAGACGCCGGGGGGGACGAUGGACAACUGGGAUUUUAUGAUGCCCGGAAUGGAGAUCGAUCCAGAGAUGAACAGCGACCCGAUGAAUUGGUUGUUUGCAGACAUCGAAACAGCAGGUUCCAUGGUGUGGCAUCUUGGGCAUGCCAGGAUAUCUGAUGCCUGCUGCGCCUUGGAGCUUCAGAGGGAGCUGCACCGCCCCGCCAGCCAAAUCAUCCUCGAAUCGCAGACGAGCUUUCUGACGCAUCUCUUGCAUGCAUGGCAGAGCUUUGCUGGUGCAUUUGACCAUUCACCAGCUCGAGCCACACACACCUGCAUGCAUGCUGACAGAGGCCGCUUGAACCGCCAUCAGUUCAUCUGCUGGACAAGGCUGAGUCUCCUCAUCGUAGUCCCUUUGCAAACUUUACUCCUGGACUCAUCCUCACGGCCGGCAAUUUUGCGGUUGUCAGGUCACACUUCGUCCCGGAGACGAGAAUGCAAUUUUGAGAUGGCCGAGGUCAUCGCCCUAACUGCCAGCCUGGCCGGCAUCAUCCAACUCGCGGACUACGGCAUCAAGUUCGCCAGGGUAUUGAGCAGUCUGUCUCGCCAGAUAGGAACGACUUUCGAAGAAAUUGAACAGUUCGGUCUGGAAGUUAGAUCGUUCUCUUCCCUGGUGCUCCUCGCACAGACGUCGCUGCGCCACCAUUGCUCGGAGCACGACGAAUCUCCGAUCUUGGCAUACAUUGCAGACAAUAGUAUUCUGGAUGGCAUAUCGCGGGAGUCCGAUAUCGUGAAGCGACACGUGCGGGACGCUCGAAGGCGGGUAGCAGAAAUCAAUAGCAACACGCGCAUCCUAGCUGUCGCCAAAUGGACGUUUCACAAGAAGUCGAUCCUCGAACUCUCGCCGGAGAUGGAGAAGAUUAAGAGUAGCAUCUCGGUGAUUCUCAGCACAGUUCAGGUCGAACUGGCAGCUCUGAGCCUGACUAGGCUGCCAGCAGAUGCUACAGCUGAGCGAGAGCGGCUGCAAAGUGACCUGACGGCGCUCAAAGAAGUCAUCACCAUGCAGACAAGAGCUAUGGAGGACUUACAGCGGAAGAUCGACACGCGAGACAGGCAUAUUGAUACCCUGAUAUCAACACUCGCCCAGCAGUCCGGAGCCAGAGAUAUUCGUGUCAGUCAAGCUGCCCUGGUGGACCUGGCACGUAGUGUUGUCAAAGAUGAGACACUCCCUGGCGGUCAACCUCUGAUACCUCCUCCAAGCUCCGACAACGAAUCGGUAUCGAGCGGCAAGAGACCUCCAUCCCCACCGCUCAAGAAAGCUGCAGUGGCAAGUUCAACAGCAUCGACAGCUUCAACCCACCUGACCACUCCGUCGGAUAUCUCGGAUCAGCGACACCGAAGAAUUGCGCCUGCACGUACUUGGCGGUCCAUGUCUUCCGAAUCGACCCGAAGCAAUGUCAGCUACGUCGCAGUGACGGACACCGCUUCGCUGUUGACACUUCCCCUUCAUCAACUAGCUGGUUUGCAGGUUGUCAAAGGCUUCGUUGUUCUACCGCGGCAGGUUCCCAGGAAUGUUACCGCUCGGGUUGAUCCCCUUAUGAAAACGAGCAUUGUCUCUAGUGCAAUGGCAGACGAACUAGGGUUGGAAGUCAAAUCCAUCACCGAUAUUGCAGGCAGUCCAUGGGUGCAUCUCGGACGGGAGUGGAGGGAACAGUGCUUUGGGACCGCUCGCGUGCCGUGGAGGCGCGAUACUGGCUUCAGCGGUGUCCAGAUGAUGAUAGACUGUGCCGUGUUUCAUUGGCCCGAACCGAUGUUAAUAUUCGGCUGGCCAUACCCUCAUGGCCUGGAACACAACGCUCGCUUUCAAACGACGUACUGGAGCCCUACUGUGGCAGAACUAAUGACAUGGAACGUGGCGAUGUAG
Thyridium curvatum is the source of this 4152-nucleotide messenger RNA. RefSeq lists its product as uncharacterized. Gene Ontology annotation, cellular component: nucleus. Lineage: Eukaryota; Fungi; Ascomycota; Sordariomycetes; Thyridiales; Thyridiaceae. Gene Ontology annotation, molecular function: RNA polymerase II cis-regulatory region sequence-specific DNA binding; zinc ion binding; DNA-binding transcription activator activity, RNA polymerase II-specific. Gene Ontology annotation, biological process: regulation of transcription by RNA polymerase II; DNA-templated transcription. Bases 1 to 4152 code for a protein of 1383 amino acids. The transcript is spliced from 6 exons. The record is from RefSeq and is a predicted model, not a curated record.